ACUGGUUUGUUUACGCAUUGCGUUGUUAGGGGUAACAUGUUCAUGGUCAGACAUAGAAUAUUGCAUAGUAGGCAGUUAAUACUCAGAUGGAAUUCAAAACUAAUUGCUUUACAAUUCUCAGCUAAAAUAUCCUUGUAUUCUACGUUUGGAUACAAUGACUGCGUUUUGAAAUUGCAUGACAAGGUUUCCUCUAGUUCCAUUGUAACAAUUGCAGCUAAUAGAAUCAGAACGUUGUAUACAGACAGCUGCAUGGAUAAACAGUUAGAAGAAAUCUUUGCUCUUAAAGAUACUAACAUCAGCAAUUGGGUAAUAGAGGCAAAAAUCCAGUCACUUUGUUGUUGGUAUAGUACCCAAUCAAAGUAUGAAAAACAAAGUUUUAUACGAUUGUUGGCAUAUCGGUAUGCUGUCAAUCAUAAUGACAUAUGCCAAUUGGCAAAUAAGUUAGUCUGCAGUGAGCCAGAUAAUCAAAAACAGAUGAUAAUCAACAAGCGAUUAUUGAAGAAUGCUCUUACUCCUGUAUAUCAAUGGCUUUUUGUAUUAAUGGGUCGUCUAGAGUAUGGCGUCAAGUUCCUGGUCGAUUUGCGAACAGAUGUUUUGGAAUUAAUAUCUGAAACUAAGGAAGCUGAUCAAAUUAUGAUAAUACAACAGCUGAAUCUGACCUUGCAGGAACUAUUGUUGCUCUGGUUCUCAGUUAGUUUUUUACACUUGGAACGUAUUACUUGGCAGAGUUCUUGUGAUAUUCUGCAAAAGGUCUCCGAUUACGAGGCUAUUCAUCCCAUUAGAAAUUGGAUUGAUCUGAAGCGACGUGUUGGUCCAUAUAGAAGAUGCUAUGUCUUCACACAUCCGUCUAUGCCCAGGGAACCAUUAGUUGUUUUGCAUACUGCUCUUUGUGAUGAAAUACCAACAACAGUUAAGGGAAUUCAGGAAGCAGAACAACGAAUACUAGGCAUGAGAAUGGAAGCUACUUCUUUUUUGCAAGAGGAUAAAAAUAAAAUUAAGGCUGCUAUUUUUUAUUCCAUAGCUUCUACGCAAAAAGGAUUACAGGGUAUAGAGCUGGGUAAUUAUUUGAUAAAGGAAGUUGUUAAGACAGUUAUUAAUGAGUUUCCAAUGAUUGAUCAGCUGUCGAGCCUGUCACCAAUACCCAAUUUCCGGUUGUGGCUUCUUGACAGAAUAAAGCAAAAUGCCCAUGAGAUAUUCAAUGAUGAGGAAUACGAUGUCAUUCAAAAGAGUUUGGAGUCAAAGGAUUUGUUCAAAAGCUUAAAGAAAACUUUUGAUAACUCCUUGUGGAUGAAUGAUCACAAAUUGAUUACAAUUUUGGAGAAGCCAUUGGUACGUGCUUGCGCUCGGUAUCUGUAUACUGAGAAAAGAAGAAAUUAUGCACUGAAUAGUGUGGCAAAUUUUCAUUUACGCAAUGGAGCCGUAAUGUGGAGAAUUAAUUGGCUGGCCGAUCCGUCACCACGUGGAUCCGCUAAUAGCUGUGGAAUUAUGAGGAACGUGCUGUUUAAGCAGGGAACAUAGGGAAAUGUGUAUUAACAAUCAAGAUGGAUAAGGAUGCACAGACGUGUCAACAAAAUGAAGAAUGGAGCAGAGAAUCUGUUGAAUGAUUUAAAGCAUGCAAUUAUAUAGGUACAAGUUUCUUGAUUUUCACCUGAGGAACAAUUUGACCGGCACCGACUCGAUGCCUGUCAUGAUUAUGAUUAUCAAUGGUUGGUAGGUAUAUUGAUGAAAAAAUGACUAUGACAAGGAUGAUGAUUGAUAGGACGACACGAUGUAUCAUAUGGUAGUAGUUUUAUCCAAAAGGAAGGUAUAGUGUACAAGGGAUGUAGAGCUGAUUCGUUAUUUGUCGAGGAAUUGUUUCCUCGAGGAAAUUAAAAGAUAAUUAUAAGAAACGAGAAAGGAAUCGCGAAUACAUUCACGUGCAACGAUACGUGCACGUAACAGAGUAAUGGUAACAACAAUAACAAUAAGCUAACGCAUCCCAAUAUAAGUGCAUUCUUUCACAAGACACAAAUAACAAUUCGGUUACGUUACGUUAAAAUGUCACAAAUUUAAAAAAGUAUAUAUACAUAUUCAAAGAAUCAUUCAUUCACAAUUUGCAAAAAUUCAAGUAAAUCAUUCACGACUCUCACAGUUACCGACCCUUUGGAUGUACAAAUUGACAAUAUUCCUGAAUAUAUUAUAUCAAACAACACAUACACUGUCAAAUGACAAUUGGCAAUAAUCACAAAAUUUUCUUCAAUCGAUUACAGACCCACGAGACAGUCAUUAUCCAGGAUACUCCGGUGAGUAUGCAAAGAGUCGGGCAAAGGAGAGACAAAUAAAUAAAUAAAAAAGUGGCUUACGACAAAGAGAGAACGAGAGAGUAAGAGUACGAAGAAGAAAGAUAUAGAUGAAAGAAGAAAACAAUAGAAAAUA
Messenger RNA from Cephus cinctus (wheat stem sawfly), 2415 nucleotides. RefSeq names its product malonyl-CoA decarboxylase, mitochondrial. Bases 37 to 1518 code for a protein of 493 amino acids. The record is from RefSeq and is a predicted model, not a curated record. Gene Ontology annotation, molecular function: malonyl-CoA decarboxylase activity. Gene Ontology annotation, biological process: fatty acid biosynthetic process; malonyl-CoA catabolic process; acetyl-CoA biosynthetic process. Gene Ontology annotation, cellular component: peroxisomal matrix; mitochondrial matrix. The transcript is spliced from 10 exons. NCBI's taxonomy places the organism in Eukaryota, Metazoa, Arthropoda, Insecta, Hymenoptera, Cephidae.